ACCACUUCUUUUCCACCCCUGGCCCCCACCACGUAAAAAGCUCGCUCUCUGGCAUGCUCUCGCUCUUGAUCUCGCGAGCGAGGAGUUCAUGAGUUCAUUAAGAUGUUCCAUUUGCACCCAUCAUCUUCCUCGAUCUUCUUAGUACCAUUUUCCUCCUCCAUUUCUCGAUUAAUACUCAUAGAAUACCGAAACGCUCCAAUUCAUCUCCUUUUAUUCCGGUUAUGAAUCACUUGUAAGGAGGUAGAGAUAAAGAGGAUCCAGCAUCGAUAACUAGAGCUCGUAUUAGGGUUUACCAUGGAUCAAUAUCGUGAGUGCUUGUAGUUGAUGCCCCAAUAUGGGCCAAGAAGAGCCGAGCUGCGACGGGGAAGUGGAGGUGUUGGAGAGCAACAUCGAUUCGAACCCAAACCCUAAUCUGACUUUGGUUAUCAUGCAUUCAGAGGCAGUGGAUGCCAAAGAAGAUGAAAGGGAAAAUCCGGCGGCCAUGGAUGAGAAGGUCGGCGUGAUGGUGGAUGCAGCUUGUAAGGAUUUUUUGUCGAGGAGUGAGAGUGAUCGGGAAGAGUGCAGAGUUUGUCAACAACAAACAGAAGAACUUCUGAUCGAUCUCGGAUGCGGAUGCCGAGGCGAGCUGUCAAAAACACACAAAUCUUGCAUUAUGAAAUGGUUUCGCACUAGAGGCUCAAACAAAUGCGAGAUAUGCCAGAAAGUGGCGGCAAAUGUCUCUUUUCCAGACUCCCAGCCAAGUGCAAAUUAUUGUGUAUGGAGAGUUGAGUCAGCGCAUGGAGCUGCAAAUGUUGGACAAGGAGUACGCGCCAGGGGAUGCAUUACUCCUCUCUGGGUUGCAUUUGCUGUCCUGAUUGGAGGACUUCUACUGGAUGUGCUACUGUCAAUUUUGCUUGGUGUUUCUGCGCUUCCUGUAAACAUUAUUAUUGGUGUGCUUAUCGUAUUGGGAUUAGGAACUGCGUUUCGGCUUGCAUUGGAAUGCUGCCAUGAAUGGGGCACAAGGAGACACGGGCAGGGGGUGGAUGCUGACAUUACUACUGGUUUCCAUCCUGCCGUUUAACUAGCUCCCUCCCUGCAUAUCAAUAGCAUCAUAUAGAAUUUAAUUAUGAAAGCCAUUUCAUUUUUUCAAACUUUUAGCUGAUAGAAAGUUUUACUUCUGCAAAUGAUUGGGUAGACUGCACAUGGUGAUAUUAGUUCAGUAGAAUGUGCUUAUUAUUGUUGUUACCAAUACAUUGUCCAGAUCUUUCUGCCAGCUUGUCCCUUCAGUUUCUAAUAAAGGGCUCUAUUAGUACUUUUCCAUCA
Dendrobium catenatum is the source of this 1302-nucleotide messenger RNA. RefSeq names its product E3 ubiquitin-protein ligase MARCH11. The coding region runs from base 335 to 1060 and encodes 241 amino acids. Gene Ontology annotation, molecular function: zinc ion binding. The transcript is spliced from 6 exons. The record is from RefSeq and is a predicted model, not a curated record. NCBI's taxonomy places the organism in Eukaryota, Viridiplantae, Streptophyta, Magnoliopsida, Asparagales, Orchidaceae.